This is a messenger RNA of Aphis gossypii (cotton aphid), 2383 nucleotides long. RefSeq names its product sugar transporter SWEET1-like. The transcript is spliced from 6 exons. Lineage: Eukaryota; Metazoa; Arthropoda; Insecta; Hemiptera; Aphididae. Gene Ontology annotation, biological process: carbohydrate transport. The record is from RefSeq and is a predicted model, not a curated record. Gene Ontology annotation, cellular component: membrane. Gene Ontology annotation, molecular function: sugar transmembrane transporter activity. Bases 628 to 1437 code for a protein of 269 amino acids.
AAAAAUGAUAAGGUUCCGAGACGAACAAAACGUCAACAUAAUUAUCCGCAUUAUCGAUACACGGCAGCUUCACAAUAAUAAUUAUAAUAUUAUGAUCCGUGGGUAGUUUUUCGUCGUAUACGCGGUAUCUCCGUAGUUGUCAUGGUGGCCGUCGCCGCCGCCGCUAUCAUCGACUUUUUGAACAAACAAGCGCAUAACAAUUUAUUAAUAGUGUUAUGUAGCGCGCGCAGUUGAAUUCGAACGUCAAUAUUAGCACAGUUCGCGUUAAACGUGCACAACAAUACCAAAAAUCAUUGGAAUUUUGCGUACCUACCGCGUUCGAACACAUUUUCUACCGCCUCCGGCGACCGGUCUCGAUGCAAGACGCACGCGCCGUACGAUCCGCGUUUUAAGCCGUUUCGUCGUGCACCGUAAUGACGUGGUGCUGUCGCUAUUGUUGCCGUUGCAAUAACUCUGUUGGUCGCUGUACGCUGCGCGUUCACCGCCUUCGACAAUUCGGCGACCAAGUCCCGCGGCGGACCGUUUCUCUGGCCGUUCGUCGACACCACAGCCGGUGCGACUUCUGAAGCGCACGCAAGACCCAAGUCUCGGACUCUUACAGGCGUAUCGACGACCGUUGCGUCCGUGAUGUACGACUUUGAGUAUGCGCUGCGUUUGUCCGCUUCGGCGUGCACUUGUGUCCAGUUCUUGUCCGGGCUUUUGAUAUGUGCUAAUUUCGUGAAGAAGGGCAAAGUAUCGAACGAAUCCGUAGUACCAUUUGUCACUGGAUUUCUGUCGUGUGCACUGUGGCUGUAUUAUGGUAUGAUAUUGGUUAACAGCACAUUAGUGUCUGUUAAUGCUUUUGGCUGUUUGCUAUUUGCAAUAUACACGUGGAUAUACUAUAGAUACACGUCCAAAAAAAAACGAGUGGUGCACUAUGCAUUAACAGCUAUUGGCUUCAUUGCGUGGGUUGUGUUUAUUACUCAAACAGAUAUACAUCAAAAGCAGUCAAAAAGUGUGUCAUCCGUAGAAUUACAUCAGCAUCAAUCAGUAGACGUGGCGGCAGUAACACCUUUGGAUAUAUCAGACAAAUCUAUCGUUUCCUCAACUGCUUAUGAUGCUGCUGUAGAUCAUGUAGGACUUUUAUGUUCUCUAACAACUAUGUUGUUUUUUGCAGCACCAUUUUCAAAUUUAAUUCAUGUAAUAAGAACUAAAAAUACAGAGUCAAUGCCGCUGCCAUUGAUUGUAAUGACAUUCCUUGUUUGUGCUCAGUGGUUGGUUUAUGGCCGAAUGUUACGUGACAAGUUUAUUAUGUACCCAAAUGCUGUCGGAUGUAUGCUUUCUAUCAUACAACUAGCCCUAUUUGUUAUUUAUCCUAGAAAAUCUAACGUACCAUUGACCUCCGAACUAUAUAAUCAUCACCAUCCAUAUCCGUUUAUAAAAUUAAUGGAUGCAUGAAUGUAAAUUUCAGUAUUACUUUAUCAAUGUCCAUAAGUCCUUUGAGUAGCUAAUGUUGUUGCAGUCUCAACGACAGUAACGUUUUAUCAGAGAAGUACAAAAUACUAAAAUCUAAAACUAAAAAAAUUUAAGUAUUGUUAUGAUGUUAUUAUUAUUAAACAUAUAUUCUAAGUGUUACACUUGUGAUAUUUAUAUUUUAUAUUAUAAUUUAACUUUAAUUAUAUUUAGUUAUUAUGUUGAUCUACACCAUUAGUCGUAGUAUAAUUGAUAAAUUGUGUUGUUGUUGCUGAAUUUAUGAUGACUGUUGUUAUGUUUUUGUCAGUAUUGUAUUUUAUAAAUUAUUUCCUACAAAAAUGUAAAACAGUAGUCAACAUUUUCCUCAAUCAUUGUAUAUUAUUACUUAUUAAAUACUACUAAUGUUCCUUCUAAUUUUUAGUUAGGGCAAUAUAAGAAGCCUCACCAUUGUAUCACUAAUAUCCAAUUUAGCAGGAAAGCAAAUUAUAAAAUACAUUAAUGUGCAAUGUAUUUAUUUUAAGCCAAUAAGUAUUAAAAACCAAAUUAUUGAUAAUGUAAUAUUAUAGUUAUUUCAAAAGCAAAGCCGUAACUGGGGGAAUGGUCCAGGGGUUCAGACCCCCCUCCCAAAAUUUUUAAAAGUAGAAAUAUUAAGUGUAUAAAUUAUAGAUAAAAAUGACAAGUGUUCAAUAUCUAUAUAUUUAAAAAAAAUGUUGAACCCGGGCCCCCGAAUUUUUUUUUCAGUUAUGGCCUUGUUAAAAAGUAUUAUUUUUGUUUUUAUUUUAAAAAUAUGUUAUAACAUAAUAAUAUUAUGUACCUUGUACUUUAAAACUAAUCUAAAACUGUGUAUGUCAACAAACAACUACGGAUAUUAAUAUUUUGUAUUACCACCAUUAUCAUUGAAUUACUUAAAAUAAAUAAGUAAAAUAUUUAA